CUCUGAGCUGCUGAAGGGAAAGUGGACUUGAGACCCCACACGGCGGAAUGAGACCCCAAUGAGUUCAGCAUGUCUUUCAAGAAGGAAACACCCUUAGCCAAUGCUGCAUUUUGGGCAGCCAGAAAGGGGAACCUGGCCCUCCUUCAGCUGUUGCUGAACAGCGGCCGUGUGGACAUCGACUGCAAAGACGGCUAUGGAACCUCAGCUCUGAUGGUGGCCUCCUACAGCGGCCAUUAUGACUGUGUGAAGGAACUCAUCAUGCAAGGGGCAGACAUCAACCUGCAGAGGGAGACAGGUUCUACAGCCCUGUUCUUCGCAGCACAGCAGGGACAUGAUGACAUCAUCAAGCUCUUAUUUGAGUUUGGAGCUUCCACAGAAUUCCAGACCAAGGAUGGUGGCACGGCCCUGUGUGUCGCCUGCCAGAGUGGUCACUCCAAAGUAGUGGAAACGCUACUCAAGAAUGGCGCCAACGUCCAUGACCAGCUUAGUGACGGUGCCACUCCUCUGUUCUUAGCCUCUCAGGAAGGUCAUGUGACCAUCGUCCGUCAGCUGUUGUCAUCUGGAGCCAAAGUAAACCAGCCUCGUGAGGAUGGCACCACACCCCUGUGGAUAGCAGCCCAGAUGGGACACAGUGAAGUUGUGAAAGUUCUGCUACUGCGUGGUGCUGACCGAGAUGCUGACAGAAAUGAUGGCUCCACUGCACUUUUUAAAGCUGCACACAAUGGACACUGCAGUGUCAUCGAGGAGCUCCUAAAGUUCAACCCAUCUCUUGGCCUUCUGAAGAACGGUUCCACAGCUCUUCAUGCUGCAGUCAUGGGCGGAGAUCCGAAAACUGUGACGCUUCUGCUGAAAGCAAAUGCUGAUCCUACUUUACGCAAUAUGAAUAAUGACCUACCAGAGGACCUCACAAAGAACGAGCGCAUCCUGAGGAUUCUGCGGCCGCAGAUCUUAAAUGGAGGAAGUUGAUGACUGUUCCUCUUGGCCCUUAGUUUUAUAGCCUUUGGUUUUUGUGGCUGACAAAAAUGCACUACACCAAGCUAAAAUAGAAAUUGCAACUACACAAUUUUAAUGGUGCCUGCUUGUAUUUGGAGCUUUAAAACUUCUGCAAGAAAUUAACAAUUACACAAAAAACAGAAUUGUUCUUUGUCCUGGGGGACUGUUAGAAGCUGCAAAUCAGUUUAGCUUUUUAUCAAUUAGAUCACACAGCUGUAGCAGGAAUAAAGUAUGGUGCAGGUGAAUUCCAAAGAUUAUGAAACCAUAGAUUUUUAACUCUAUCUUUCUUUUGGGUUUGUCUUUCUU
Molecule: messenger RNA, 1299 nt
Organism: Neoarius graeffei (lesser salmon catfish)
Lineage: Eukaryota; Metazoa; Chordata; Actinopteri; Siluriformes; Ariidae
Gene: ankrd29
Product: ankyrin repeat domain 29
Exons: 10
Coding region: 70-966 (298 amino acids)
Molecular function (GO): protein binding
Source: RefSeq, a predicted model, not a curated record